GCGGGGCUCGCGGUGUGAACUUGGUGCGAGCCUCGCUGUCAGCGCGGUUCUGCGGUGGGCUCGGCGUUCCGCGGCCCGUUUUUGCGGAGGGUCUUCGACUGCGGUGUUUCGAGCCGGCAGGAAAGAAAAAAACGAAAGUGGCGAAGCCGAGAGCGCGCGGCGUGAGCUGGGGGGAGCGGCGGAGCGAAGUGAGCUGCUCGCAGGGAAGCGCCGUUCGGAUCCAGGGGGUGGCACUGGAUUUACAUAAACCGAUCCGUUUCCUUAUCCUGGAUACUUCAACGCCUGCUGUCAUUCUAAACGAUACGCUCUCCGCGAACACUGCGGUUUCUGGAGUAUAACAAGUGGUGUUUGUGCCUUUUGCACUCGUGUGUUCAUACGCCAGUUUUUGAGUGCGUGCCUGAAACUUCUCGUGUCCGGCAGGGAGCCCUUGAGAUGACAGCCAUGGCAGAAUUCAACAGCGUUCAGUCAGUGUCUGAAAUGCCAGAAGAAGGUGAAGCUAAACGUGGCUUCUAUCACAGAAUGUUUUUGGAACCUCAGGAGGAGAAGAGGAACCUGAAGGCUCUGAUGGUUAAACAAGUGAAGAAAACUUGCAGCUGCACUCCAGCCAAAGUUAAAGACUGUGUUUUGAGUUUCUUUCCCAUCGUGCAGUGGCUUCCUAAGUACAAUCCAAAAGAGUGCUUACUGGGAGACAUAAUGUCUGGUGUGAUUGUGGGGGUCUUGCUAGUCCCACAGUCAAUUGCUUAUUCUCUCUUGGCUGGGCAGGAGCCUAUUUAUGGCCUUUAUACGUCCUUCUUUGCAGGCAUUAUUUAUUGCAUAUUUGGAACCUCUCGCCACAUCUCUGUUGGUAUCUUUGGUGCGCUUUGCCUGAUGGUGGGACAGGUGGUGGAUCGUGAGGUGCUGAGGGCCGGCUAUGAGUUGGAGCCAGCUGCUCUCAGUGACCGCAUGGAUACAGCAGUGCACGUGAACUCCACCGCUGCGCCUGUGAACCAGACAUUACAGAAGCUGCUCUGUGAUAAAACCUGCUACGCAAUAAAAGUGGGAUCCACCAUGACCUUCAUAGCUGGGGUUUAUCAGGUGGCCAUGGGUUUCUUUCAAGUGGGCUUUGUCUCAGUGUACCUCUCCGAUUCAUUGCUCAGCGGAUUUGUCACGGGUGCCUCCUUUACCAUCCUGACAUCCCAAGCUAAGUACCUCCUGGGUCUGGACAUUCCACGGAGCAGUGGCGUCGGCUCCCUCAUAACCACAUGGAUAAACAUCUUCAGAAACAUACACAAGACUAACAUGUGUGAUGUCAUCACCAGCUUUUUGUGCUUUCUUGUUCUUAUCCCAACUAAGGAACUUAAUGAACAUUUUAAAUCCAGGCUCAAGGCUCCAAUUCCAGUUGAAUUAGUUGUGGUUGUGGCAGCUACUCUGGCAUCUCACUUAGGGAAGCUGAAAGAAACCUAUGGCUCAAGUGUUGCUGGGCACAUCCCAACUGGCUUUCUGCCACCCAGCCCUCCUGACUGGAACCUGAUUCCUAAUGUGGCAUUGGAUGCUAUCCCCAUCGCUGUCAUUGGCUUUGCCAUCACUGUUUCCCUCUCAGAAAUGUUUGCCAAGAAGCAUGGUUACACCGUGAAGGCCAACCAGGAAAUGUAUGCCAUUGGCUUCUGCAACAUCAUUCCCUCUUUCUUCCAUUGCUUCACAACAAGUGCAGCUCUUGCUAAGACUCUUAUUAAAGAGUCAACAGGCUGUAGAACACAGGUUUCUGGCGUUGUGACUAGUUUGUUAAUCCUAAUAGUCCUCCUUGUGAUUGCACCUUUGUUUUAUUCCCUUCAGAAAUGUGUCCUUGCUGUCAUAACCAUUGUAAACCUCAGAGGUGCCCUGCGAAAGUUCAGAGACCUGCCAAAAAUGUGGCAUUUGAGCAGGGUGGACACGGUGAUCUGGCUAGUUACUAUGGUGUCCUCAGCACUCAUCAGUACUGAGAUUGGUCUUCUGAUCGGUGUUUGUUUCUCUAUGCUUUGUGUCAUUUUUCGAACUCAGAAACCAGAGGCGCCAUUGCUUGGCUGGGUGGCAGAGUCUGAAACAUAUGAGUCCCUGUCUGCUUAUAAGAACUUAGAAACUAAGCCAGGAGUUGUGGUGCUGCGUUUUGAAGCACCCCUCUACUACAUCAACAAAGAGUGCUUCAAAUCCGCACUGUAUAAGCAAACUGGAGUCAACCCAGCCUUGGUGAAGGCAGCAAAGAAAAAGGCAGCAAAAAGAAUGCUUAGAGAGAAGGAAGCGGGUUCUGGUGGCAGCCAGACCAACGUUUCCAUGGAGCUUGUGUCCGAGCCGUUGGGGUUUCACACAAUAGUGAUUGACUGUUGUGCAGUGCAGUUUCUGGACACAGCAGGAAUACGCACGCUCAAAGAGGUCUGCAAGGACUACAGUGAGAUAGAUGUCCAGGUGCUGCUGGCACAGUGCAAUCCUUCAGUGAGGAGUUCCCUAAUGCGGGGAGAAUUCUUCAAAGAGGGGGAGGACCAUCUUCUCUUCCACAGUGUGCAUCAGGCUGUGGACUUUGCACUGGGUGCACAGGAGCACAGCAGGACGUGUGCUUCUAAGAACUAGUCGGAACAAAGCCUGGAAAAAAUGAGCACUGCUUUAUGUAUGGAACUGAGUGAAUGCAUCUCUUAAGUUUUUCAUGAUCUGUAUACGAACCAAAGAGUUUCAUAUGAACAUUCAUCUCAUUUCUCUUCUGUCAUCAACUUCCCAUUUCUUAGUUCUCCUCUGUUUUGAUCACAGCAUGGAGGUCUUUCUGAAUGAGACAAGCUUUAGGAGCAUUCUAGGCUACCCAUCUAGCUGAAUGCUACAAGGCAACUCAUUUCUUGUUCCCAGUUGAGAAAUUGCUUUUUCAUAUCAUCACAGCCCUAUAUUUUAAAGGAAUGACUGACAGGUACUGUUUAUUCUGUUUUUUAUCACACUGUGAUUGGUUGGUCGUAUUAGGACAGAGAGAUAAGGAAAAUCAUGCAACAAAAAAGUCCUAAUGCAUAGCUUGUAGCUUACCUGUCACCUCUGGACGAUGCUUUGUCAUCGUGUGUUGACAGCCAAAUGCAGCUGUAUGAGCAGGGGCAGGGUUAUCUAAUUUCUGUGCAGUCCCUUACGAGCCAGGAAAGAUUGCUCUUUUGCUUGAAUCUCUUUGGAUAAUCUCUCUGGAAGUAUUUUUAUUUGGACAUGAUUGCUUAGAAGUCUGAUUCAUACUUACGGUCAGUUGCUUGUUUUGUUCGUAUUUAGGAGUGCUUUAGGAUUGUGAACAUUAGAUAUGAAAGAUCUCCAAUUCGUGGGUUGCAACACAAUACAAGCCAGUUUUACUUGCCAAACUGACAGAACCACAGACAGCACACAGAAUGAAAAGGGCCCCACAGAUUAUUCAGCAUCUGGCCAAAUCUGCCUGUGCCAUGCAGACUUCCUGUGUGAAUGCAGGUUUUAUUGACCAUAAACCCUUUACAUAUGCUCAGUCAUGGGUCUUUUGUAAUGGAGAUGUUGGCCAAGAAGAGAGGUAAUCAGAAAAAGAGCCAGAAAGAAAUGUGCUGAAAGCUCUUCACCACCUUCGUGUAAAUAAAACUUUGUACUCUGCUGUUAAGUUAUGCAGAACAGUGAAAAGUCCCUAUUGUUCAUGUCGAAAUAAAGGCACUGGAUAGGAAGUCUUUCUCUGUUCUUGCAGCAAUAGAAUACAAUUAUGAAAGCAUAAUUGAAAGAUUAACUUUUCUUUACUGACUGCCAGGGGAUUUUAUAGUCUGAACUGCAAUUUCUGGACAGCUUUUAAGAGGGAAAGGGUGUUGUAUAUGACAGUAAGCUCAUCCUUAAUCAUUCAAAAAUGAGUCAGGAAUCAGAAAAGUAAGAAAAUGCAAUGUAAAUCAUGAAACAUUUUGUAAAUGGAAAUACAUUUUCCAUUUAGGAUGAUUUUAUUUUUCUGAGCAAUUAGGAACUUUCCCCUCAUUUCGGUGAAAGCUGAAAUGUCACACGGCGCUUCAGUCUAGGAGCUGAGAGCUCAAGAGAAAGGACAGAAGGAAGUUAAGUCCCAGGACCUGGCAACGUUUAUAUGCUAGGUGAACUUAGUACAUUUUUUAGGACAUCAUAGGAGUGUAUAAAAACAUUUAGGGAGUGGACAGGGUGGAUGCUACAUGUAUGGAGAAGGAUCACAUAACUGAGAUCCUUGAAUUGGACUUAGGAAGGCAACAGCGAAACUUCAAACAUCAGAGAUUCUAAAGCUUCUGCAGCGUUCAAAAAAACACAAAUAAUUUUCUUUCAUAGCCUUAAGGCACGUUUAUACAAGGAGAUGAAUCCCAAAUAGCUACUGCUGAUUUUUUUUUCUUUUCUACAUAAACUUCCAUUCUGUGCUAAGAAUCCCUUUUGCGCUUUGGGUAAUUGCAGGGACCAAGUUUGUAUUGUCAAAGAGGGAGCAGCUCCAGCAGCCGGGAUCCUGCCACAGGACAGCUUUCAGCUCUAAACAAAAUUACCCAUGCCAUUUAUUCAUUUUCACCGCGUUGCCCCUCAGGCAUUGUCAGCUCAGGGGAAUGAGCUGCUCUGAUGGUCCUGCAGACUUCCUCCUGGGCAGGGAUGGAAUGGGGAUGGAAUCUUUCCUGUGUGCGCUCAUGACUUCUACCCUUUCCACGCUGCCCAGGAGAGGAUUUUUUGAUUUGUGACAAUGCGCAGUGAUAACAGAAGAAGAAAAUUAAAAAGUAUUUAUUAAACGCCUUUUUGUUACAUUUCAAAUUUGUUUCCACCUGUGCCAAGGGAGGAAUAACUGCAUGGAUUCCAAGAAGCAGUACUACAGCUGUAAAGGAUGCGUAUUUGUAGCACCUGAGUGUUUGUUUGUAUUAAAGCACAAUAAAACAGCCAUAAAUUGAUUUUCAAAGAAUUAAUUUAGAUUACAGCUAAAAGAUAGACUAAAGUGAUUUAUGUUUAGCUAGAGCACAUCAUGCUUGGCCGCAGUGCUGUUUGUGCAGCCACAAUUGGCAGUGUAGCCUCCAAAUUGAAUUUAAAGCAAAACACACAUACACAAAAUGUAUUAAAAUGCAACUGCAAAAGCAUCCAGCCAACAAAAAAAAAACAAGCCAACAACAACAAAAAAAACAAUUUCUGAUGUUGUUUAAGACAAUAUCCAUAGGCUGCAGUUUAUCCUCUGUACAAAUGCAUACGGCCCUGGUUGGAAGGGAAUACAAAUAAAUGCCAGUUGGCAGAGAGUUAAUGUGAUAGGCAGUCCUUUGGCAUUAACUGAAGGUUGGAGCUUAUCGUGGCUGGGAUUUCUUAAAACAGUGGGUUUUCAGGCAUUUUCCUUUCAGAGCUUUUCUUUUUAAUGCCUUGCUUCAGUCUGUUUGUGGAUCUUGAGAAAUAAUCUAACUUCAUGUUUAGGCACCAAGGAUCACUGAGUGAAAACUGUUGCCCUAAAAAAUUUGUUUCCUAAGGGAAUUCCAGACACGUGUGUAUACAUAUAUAUAUGUACAUAAAUGUACACACACCCUUUGCAGCUUUAUGUCUCCAGUUGUGCUUUUGCAAAGUGGCUCCUUCUGUCCUAGAAGGGGCUCUCUAGCCUUCUACUGACUUAAUUUGCCAUUUACAAAAAGAAUGAAUCCCAGAAUGAUUGCCUUUGGGCUGCCCAAAAUAGUGACAUUUGUUGCAGAAGCCUUCACAGCCCAGGGCCAACCUGGAAGGUUGCAUAAACCUGUUGGUCUCCUGUAAGGCAGCUUCCAAAUGUCUUAAUUCAGUAAUUAUCUGUCUAAAAGAGGAAUUAACAGAUCAUUAUCGCAUUCAUUAACGGUAACAACGUGGCAUUAUGGAAAUUAAUACUCACAAUCUCAGCUAUACUGAAGGCAUGUGGAAGUAUCUUCAGUGAUCUGCUAAAUGUCAGACUUGCUCUACUGCUAUAGGCAGUAGUUUUAAGCUCCUGAUGUGCCAGUUGCACUAAUAAAUGUUUCACUUGCGUAAACGUUUUGACAUCUAUUCUUAAUCCAUUUCAGAAAUAGGAAGGUGUUAAUGUGAUGCACGUGGUUCUUAUUUCUAUUCUUAUUUUUGGAUUUACAAUCACAUUGUUGUAGUGGAAAUGCUCAGUCAUGGCUUGAAUCACUGACUGAGCACCUGGUGGGAAGGCAGGACCAACCCAGGGGAGCUCAUGUGUAUGCAAUGCAGCUGAGUGACUGGGAAGGAUGGAGCCAGGGUUCACCCUUUCCCAGACCUCAUUUAAGGGUUGGCAGUGGAGGUGAGGGUAUCUGAUUGGAGAUCCCUGCCUACUUGAGGUCUUGUUAAGGUAAGCAGAUUUUCUUCUUUUGUUUCUGUGUCUAUGGCAGUUGUCAUUUGUUGUAGUCUGGGAUUGUGUCACCCUGUUAUUACUGCUGUAUUUUCCAUCACGUUGUAGCACUAUGGCAUUACAGUUGUCAGCCUUGGUCCUGUGUGAUUUAGUGAUCCGGAUCUCCUAGCAUGUUGUUGCAGCUCUACUCAUUGAUCUUCAAUUCAUCACACAAUUCAUCUCACCACCGUCUUUCACAUUUCUGUGUUUGUCUGUAAGGCACUGUGUGUGAUUGACUGUAAAUAGAAGAAUCUUAGCAUAUUUUGAUAUUACCUAUGAGCUGCUAUUCAGUUUUCAUGUCAAAUCUUCUAGUGAGACCAAAGCUCCUGAGCAAAGGCUGUAGAGGCACCCCCAAAUCCCACGCUGUUUGGGGCUGUGGGGAGCAGCCCCAUGUACCUGCUGGGAGAGCUACAGCCAGGCCUGGGGCUGCACAACGGCUCGUGCACAAGUGGCAGUGCCUGCCCAGUUACAGCACUGCAUGCAGCCAUGUGCCUUUUUCCAUGAGUUUAAUACUAACACAGCGUCCUCGUUCCUGUCCGGUGCUGCUGCAUGAGUCAGUGUCCCAUUCUCAGUAUUAAAAGGGAUUUCUGGCUUUGUGAUUAUUUUUUUAUACUUCUAAUCUAAUUCUGUACUUGACUCUCCUAGAAAAGACCACAAAGCUGCCAUGACACCUGUACUCCUUCCCUGUACUCCUUCCCCAUCAGGUUGCCUUGAUGAGCAGGGAGAUCUCUUGGGGGUGGAGGGUGGGGAGGAAACAUGGUGUUUCCUUCAGCUCUACAUAUUUCCUGGCUUGUGCCAAGAGAUGUUGAAAUCGCUUGUUGAUGGGCCUGAAUUGCAGACAGGAGGUACUGCAGAAAGCAUUCUGGGUUUUUGAGUCAGCUGGUCCCAGCUGCAGCCCACAUCCUUGUGCCUGUGUGUGAGCUCUGUGCCAGAUACUACAUCUGCAUCUUGCUUGCUGUGCAAGCCUGCAUAGCGAGGUCUGCACUUCCUGUACCCAGACCUUGCUGGGACGACACUACACAUCUUCCCAGGUCCCACUCUUUGAAUCUUUCACCCAAAGGCUGUGCAAGCUCCCUGCUCCCAGUAUGCUUGAAUACCUGUUAGCAGGUGUUGCUGCUAAGAGGUUUUUAAUGAGACUGAAGUCAUCACCCCCAGGAUCCAAACUGCUGGCCUAGAUCACAGAAACUGGAACAUGAGGAAGCCCUAUUGGUUGCGAGUGAAACACUUAGGGCAAAUAGUUCCUUUUCAGGAUGUUACUUUCUGGUUUUUUUUUUUUUUUGUUUUUUUUUUUUUUUCAUAUGCUUUAGAGAGAUGAUUAAAUUAUUUAAGUGAUUGAAGUUUAUUUUAACAGCAUUAACUAAGCUAAUGAAGCUGUGAUGCAGGUAGGAGUCAUCUGCUAAUGCAAUCCAGGGUGCCUUUUGUCUGUACAACUUGUUGUGCUUUGCUGAGUCUCAGGCUAGGAUACCGUUGUGAGUCUGGAAUAUUGAUAUAAUUGUCCUCAUUAGAAGGGAUUUGCACUUCUACUAUGCUGGCAUAGCUAAAAGGAGCAAUAUCUUUAGUGCAGAUGAGGCUCUGUGCCUUUGCAUUUUGAACUGCUUUAAGUCCCAAGAAUUACUUGCACUUGGUUGUUGUGUUUGUAAGCCUUUGUUGGAGCAGCUGCUCGUGUGGAGAAAGAACCUGACUCAAUAGAAUUUCUUCUGAAGUAGAAAUCAUUUUGAGUUUUGCCUGUUCUUUUGAGAUGAUUUUAAUGCUAAAAGUGAUGCCUCUGGUUAGGUAUAAUGACUAAUAUUUAAUAUAUAUAUUUAGUUUAUAGCAUAAUGAGUACCUUUUAUCCUAUUUCACAGAGAUGAAAUAAGGCACAUUGCUAUUUUUCUAACGUGCAAAUACACAGAAUACUACAACAUUUGAUGGAGAGUCAAAUCUCCACUGAGGAAGUGUACUGCCCAAAAUAUUUGAAUUCUGAGUCUGAAAGCACUCAGUUCUUAGUCCAGUUCCCAGAUCGUCUCAGGACUGCACAGAAUGAUGGGAAGCCAAAUAUUCUGCUGGACUUGGGUCCAAAUUUUAAUGUCUACCUUUUGACUUUAGAAAUUUUGUGAUAUAAAUCUAACUGAAAGAUGUUUGAGGAGACGUAAAGCAUCACUCUGUGGCAGCACGCGAUGAUGUCACUUCAUCAGCCUCUGGUUACUGACAGCCAUCUCUGGCACUAUGGUAUGACCUGGGAUAUGAUUUCUGAAUUAUUCUAAAUUCAGAUUGAUUUUAAGACACUGCGACAAUGUUUUGCUCAGUGAAUUAAAUGACAAAUUUUGUCUGGACUAGCUUUUCCAAAUUUGGGAGUUAGCUUAAACAAACAGGACCUCAGGGGUGGAAAAACUGCUUGUCUGACUGGACCCGUUUACAGAAGUAAUUAGUUUGGAAAGUUGCAUAGCAUGUAUAAUGGAUUGCCUUUUUAUUACUAUUUAUAAGUGCAGUGUAAAUGAGGUGUGAUACUUCCCCCACUUUGGUGCUGGAAUCUGGAGUGCUGGGGAGGCUGUCUGUCCCUUGCCUUGGCCUAUUCUGUAUGUGUGUUUGCUAGCACAGAUGUGGCCUUGUGCACAGCCUGAGAUGUGUUGCCAUCAGCUCCUCAGGAGUGCUGUGCUCACUGACCAAAGCCUGUGAUGGGAGUUGUGUUUUGUCAAUCAUCUUAUGUUCUACCAACAAAACAUACUUAGGGGUUAUAUCAUCUGCAUAUUGCUGGCUUUACAUUUUCUCUAUCUGCUUGUUCUGUAUCAACUGCCAUUUUAAAAUGCUGAUGUGCCUUAUUGUCAUUGCAGAAGACUGUUAAAAGAAGAAUUUUCCAUUCGUUAUGGUAAAAUCUUUGAGAUUUCUUUACCAUCAUUAAAAGAUAUUUAUGUUCUUUUCUGCUGUCAGGUGUAUGCUUAAUACCUAAACAGAUGCUGCUUUAAAUUUUAAGAGGAAAAGCCACACAUCUGAGCAGUGACCUACUCCCUGUUUCUCUUCACACCUGCAUCAGUCACUGUUGUAAACAUGGUGUACAUAGCUGCAUGCAAAUCUGAAUUUCCCAAACUGGUAUGAACUUUCCCUGCACUGAUUGGUACACAUAAGCACACAUGGAAACUUUCUGUCAACACAGAAAAAGGUAUUAACAAUACAUGGAUGGCUUUCACCUUCUAUCUUGGGUGCUCUGUGCAAGUGCUUGUGGUUUUCUCGUGAAGAGAUGUGGCUGUAAUAAGAAAUGCUGACAGCUGUGUGCUGCGUCAGGGUGAGCAGCACCCUCCUGUGGGCCAGGUUUGAAUUCCCGAGAUGCAAGAGCUAUCAGACACUUGUACUUGCAGCACAUGGCAUCGCCUAUUCAGCUGUAAAAAAAAAAAAAGCUGCAGUGUGUUUCAGUGUUAAUUCACUUCACUGGUUAUGUGGCUUGGUCAGGUCAUGGCCAGGAAGAGUCAGAGCAAAAA
This is a messenger RNA of Centrocercus urophasianus (Greater sage-grouse), 9747 nucleotides long. It is a transcript of the gene SLC26A2, whose product is annotated as solute carrier family 26 member 2. Gene Ontology annotation, biological process: transmembrane transport. The record is from RefSeq and is a predicted model, not a curated record. Lineage: Eukaryota; Metazoa; Chordata; Aves; Galliformes; Phasianidae. Gene Ontology annotation, cellular component: membrane. Gene Ontology annotation, molecular function: secondary active sulfate transmembrane transporter activity; chloride transmembrane transporter activity; bicarbonate transmembrane transporter activity. The transcript has 4 exons. Bases 433 to 2580 code for a protein of 715 amino acids.